AUGGCUCAAAUACCGCACUGGCAACUUCCCAAUCUCAGCGACGAUGCAUACUCACAACCGUCAUGGAUGGUCGCCUUCCUGCUUCCUAUGGAAGAUGACGAGCGAGAUCUAAUUAUGCAAAAGCUCAUUUCGACCGACAAGGCUUGGCUUGACCCCCCCUGCUACGGAGCCGCGCCGUCUCCUGGAAGUCCCCUGGCUGCACGAUCUGAUCCCGCCGUCGUCGAUGAACAGUCGCGUGUGGAUGAUACAGUCAUUCUCCUCCAUAACAGGGGAAGGGAGAUCCAGGCCGUGCGAGUGCCGAUUAAUAGAGCGAAUGUGCUUCUGAGUGCCGCGGAGGAAGGAAACGUGAAUCUGGACGGGGUUCCAGUUCUUCCCAAUGGUCUUGAAAAACAGAAUACCAAGAAGAGACCGGUCAGCAACAGUGAUUGCGUAUUGAUCUUGGAGUCGAUGACCAAAGAAGAACUCCAGACAAUACAAGAAGAGCUAUUUUCCGAAGUUGACACGGAUCUGGAAUGGAUCGACCUCUCUCAAAAGCUGGGAUCUUCCGACAUGGAGGGUUUGAUGGACUUCUUUGAGUCGAAAGAUUAUGAGCUGGAUUCCCCACCAGAUCAUUUCAUUGCGGUGGAUCGAAAGACAUUAAGAGUUGCGAACAAGCCGGUCGAUCAGAGAGAUGAAUCGAAAUCUGUGAUUCUCGCAUCGAUCGAAGGAGGCUUACUCUGGUUUAAGGAUGACAUGGAGGAUAUACAUGGAUCCAUCUAUACCGGGUAUGGAUUUCAACGAUCCAAUGUUGAAGAUAGCAUGACGGCGGUGACGAACUUGUCAGUUGGCAACAUGGAUUUUGCUGAGUUGUUUGAUCAAUCUGAAUUUAUCUACUGGAGUGGAUAUCAUUCUUGGGCAGCGUCGAAUUUAGAGAAUUAUCAGGAUGGAGACAAACAGUUUGCUAGUGCAUGGUAUCCAGGUCGUGGGCGGGUCGAUUGCGCGGUAGAUGAAUUUUGA
Molecule: messenger RNA, 996 nt
Organism: Penicillium maclennaniae
Lineage: Eukaryota; Fungi; Ascomycota; Eurotiomycetes; Eurotiales; Aspergillaceae
Exons: 3
Coding region: 1-996 (331 amino acids)
Source: RefSeq, a predicted model, not a curated record